AUGGCAAUGGAUCAAAGCAGCACUUCUGUGGAUCUCAGCAGCACUCCGCCUUGGGAGCUGGACAAGUUUAUACAGGAUCACCUUCUUGGUGACCCCACCUUCAUUACUGAGAUCAGAGCAGACAUCUAUGUCAUAAGUGCUUUUCUGAAGGAGAGAUGUUUCCAAGGUGCCGCCCACCCCGUGAGGGUCUCCAGGGUAACGAUGGGUGGCUCCUACAAUGAAUACACCGUGCUCAAGGGCAGGUCAGAGACCGACCUUGUGGUAUCCUUUAACAAUCUCAAAAGCUUUGAUGAUCAGUUCAAGCGAAGGGAAGAGUUCAUUAAGGAAAUUCAGAAACACCUGAGCCAGUUGCAAAAAGAAAAACAAUUGGGAGAGAAGUUUGAGGUCCAGAGCUCACAGCAUCUCAACUUCAGGUAUCUGAGCUUCAAGCUGAGCUACCCUCAGUUCCAACAGGAGGUGAAAUUUGAUGUGCAGCCAGCCUAUGAUGUCCUGUCUCAAGUGAAAAAGAAAGAGGCCGUUGACUCUGAAAUCUUCAACAAAAUGUACGCCCGACUCAUCCGUGAGUGCAACAUCCUGAAUAAGGCGGGCAAGUAUUCCAACUGUUUCUUGGAGCUCCAGCAAAACUUCCUGUGGAAACGUCCAAACGAGCUGAAGAAUCUCAUGUGUCUGGUCAAGCACUGGUAUCAACUGUGUCAGGAGAAGCUGAGGAAGCUGCUGCCACCACAGUAUGCCCUGGAGCUGCUCACAGUCUAUGCCUGGGAAACUGAGAUUCCAGACAAAUGUGAAGGACAGACAGCCCAGGGUUUCCGGACUGUGUUAGAGCUGAUCAUUCAGUUCUUAAAGCUUCGAAUCUACUGGACGUAUUAUUAUGAUGCCAUCAAUGAAGAGGUCAAUGCCUACCUGUCCAUAAAGGUCAAAAAAGACAGACCUAUGAUCUUGGAUCCGGCAGACCCAACAUGGAACGUGGCUGGUUUUAACUUAGAGGGCUGGCGCCUGCUGGCAGAAGAAGCAAAAGCCUGGCUGAAAUACCCGUGCUUUCGGCUCAUUGAUGAUAUCCCCGUGGGCUCCUGGGAUGUUCCGGCAGAGAAACAAGGAUGUUUCUUCCUGUGA
Messenger RNA from Grammomys surdaster, 1110 nucleotides. RefSeq names its product inactive 2'-5' oligoadenylate synthetase 1C-like. Gene Ontology annotation, cellular component: cytosol; membrane; nucleoplasm. Gene Ontology annotation, biological process: defense response to virus; regulation of ribonuclease activity; negative regulation of viral genome replication. Bases 1 to 1110 code for a protein of 369 amino acids. The transcript has 6 exons. The record is from RefSeq and is a predicted model, not a curated record. Gene Ontology annotation, molecular function: double-stranded RNA binding; nucleotidyltransferase activity. NCBI's taxonomy places the organism in Eukaryota, Metazoa, Chordata, Mammalia, Rodentia, Muridae.